UAUGCACCUUGCAGGCUUACAAGUAUUUGCAGUUUCUGAGAAGAAACUCUGGAUCAUUUACUGUAGAAUUUAUACCUGAAUCUUGUAUGAACUGGAGCUAUCUUGAGCCACAGACUGAUGAUCACUCUGCCAUUGCUUUCUGCAGCAGCAUGAGUAGUCAGUGUGUUGGUGAUUCUACCUAUUUACCCCUCCUUAGUUAGGCAGCCACAUUGGCUUAAACUGGUGUGUUUUGUACAAAAGUAUGUUCUGUUUUUCAAAAAUCAUCAGUUGGACGUUGAUGGAUCUAGCCCUUAUUUAAUUCUGAUGAGUUUCAAUCUCAGUAGGUGAGUUGAUUAAGAGACUAAGCACUGUUUUAUAGGAGAACUCAAAAGCAACACUGAUCAACAAAACACAGGUAAUUUCCUUCCUGUUAGAUGAGUUUUGUUGGACCACAAGGCAUCCUCUUCCCACUGUGCCUAUUCUUUGUGGAAUAUGAGAGUGAAUAUUGAGGGGAACAGUGCUUUGGUGAAUUGGUCCAGAAGCAUCAGUAGUUACAGACAUUAUUCUUUUUGUAGCAGGUUAAUUUUGCAAAUUAGUCUAUUCCAGAAAAGAAUGUUAUUUUUUUUCCCUUUCUUGAGCUUGAUUCUUUUAUGUAGCAGACCCCAAUGGUUGCUAUCCAUGGCCUCUUAACUUCUCCACAUCCAGAAAGCUGUGCUUUCGAUGGGGACUCGUCUUCUGCAUCUUGUGUCCAUCUCACCACCCACUUCCAGAGAGUUAUAAGAAUUACUGCAGGGAAGUGAGACUUUUUCUUUCUUUAAGUUCUGAAUCAGACUUUUAUGGAAGCCCUAAAAUCUAUAAAGUACCUAGGGUAAUAAUUUUAACAGUGCUGCUGAAGUAAGUUGUGCGCAUUAACCAGUUGUGCCUCAGUGUUACUUUUCUUCAGCCUUCUGUAGGUUUUUCCACUGUUUCUACUUCCUAAGUUUGAGAGUACAGAGUCUAUGGUGAAACAUCAUCUAGAACAUUAGCACUCUGAAAAACAACGCUAAAUAAUGUAAAUGUGGAAUACAUAAGCUCCCCAAAGACAAUCUAUCUGAUUGUAGCGAGAGUUUUCUACCAUUUAAAAUGCUUUUUAUUUAAGGUAGUUCUCUGAGGAAAUUUUGGAUGAAGGCAUGGAUAGACUGUCUUAAGGUCAUGACUGCUGUGAUGUAAAGCCUCUGGGUAGUCUGUGAUUCAUUAUUCUUGUGUCCUGGUUUCCUUAGGGAUAUUACCUCAGAAAGGCUCCCUUAGGGUUGUGUUUCCUUAGGCAGCCGUGACAUGGGCCAGGGUAGACCAGCUGGUGGCCUGUGUGAUGAUUCUGUUGGUAUUUACCUUUGCUUGGGGAAGCGCUGCCACCAAGUUCACAUACAAGCAGGGAAGGCAACUGGAGACGUGCCUUCUUCUGCCUGUGGGUCUGUUAUAACUCUGAAUUGCCAUUUCUUCCCUUUGACCUGUAAAAGGAUUUCAAAACAGGUGUCUGGGACUUCUAUAUCUGAAAGACAUUAGACUUCCCUGAGGCAUCCCCCCCACGACAAGUUUGGUAUCUCUUCUUAUGAAGGACAGAGUACAUCUAUAGAUAACCAAGACUGGGUCCAUUAAACAUGCAGCACAUCAGUGAAGAUAUGAAACUUGACUCCUAGAGGAACUGGCUUAACUUUUACUCUUUCAAAGAGCGUGUAAGAGUGUUAAAAAAAAUCUUCUAAUUAGGCUAACAAUUCUCUUAUGCAGUCAGAAGCUGCAGAAACCUGUUGCUUUGGGUCAUGAUUGUCAUUCAUAGUAAAAACAGAAAGUUCUGGAUGCAGAACUUCAGAAGUGCCUUUGACAACUUCUGUUGAAAACUCUUGGAGGACUGUCACACGUAUCUGAUGGCAGUGAGCAAGUCAGUCAUGAACAAAGUUUUUCAGGAUGUUUAACUUCUUUUUGUCCCUGAAAUUUAGAAGUCCGUGCCAUAUUUGCAGCAAAUCGGUAACAGAACUGACCUUUGUCCACAGAAGAAGUCUAUACUAUCAGGUGAGGUCCUAAGAAAGAAGGCUGAAUUUUGUGCCUAGCAAAGUAUCAGGCACAUUGUUACAAGUAUAAUACUGCGCACCUGUACAUGUUGAAGCCUUCUAGUUCAUAUCUUACUUUUUAAAGCAUGUAUUGUUCCUAAAGCUAUGACUCCUAGCUGAGGCUGCUACCUCCCAGGUUAGCCCACCACCACCAGUGCUCGUAAAAGGGCAUGGCCAGAGAGAGAGAGAGGAAAGAGACAACAGAGACAUCCCUGUGACUGUAGCUGAUUGUUUCUCGCUAGGGUAUUUAUAAGCUGCAUACAGCAGGCAGGGGUGGGUAGGUGGCUCAUCAUGACCUUGUGAGCUGGGGAGCCUGACUAGCAUUCCUGGGAAUCACGUGAGCCAGACUGGCAGGCGCAGCUGUAGCCAAUGCGAAGGAGACCAGCACUGGCUGCUCAGAUUGAGUUUCACUCCUGCUGCUUGAGAUUUUUCUCUUUCUCUCUCUGUUGUGCUUUUCCUCUUUGUUUAUGGGACUGGAUGGGCAAAUACACUGGUGGAAUCCUAGCAAGCAAGAUGUCUGCCUAGUGGACUUGGAAUUCUACCUUCAAUGCUGAGCAACCACUUCUUGCCAUUGCUUACUACAACUCCAGCCCACCGACGUGGCUGGCCUUCUACGGCUCCAAGCUGCCCUCUAUUAGAGUGCUUUAUGUUGUGUUCUUUUCUAUGCACUUAUUUUUUUUCUGUCCUUAGAGGUUAGUGUAUGAGGCUUUUUAAUGCAUGGGAGAUGGGUCAGGACCAGACAAAGCAACAAAUAGAGAAAGGACUCCAUCUUUACCAGUCUAAUCAGACUGAAAAGGCUCUGCGAGUCUGGACGAGGGUUUUGGAGAAGUCUGCGGAUCCUGCUGGCAGGUUUCGGGUUUUGGGUUGUCUCAUCACUGCUCAUGCAGAGAUGGGCAGAUACAAAGAUAUGCUGAAGUUUGCAGUGGUACAGAUUGACACAGCACGGGAGCUGGAAGACCCGGAUUACCUUACAGAGAGCUACCUAAACCUGGCUCGCAGCAAUGAGAAACUCUGUGAAUUCCAGAAAACAAUCUCUUACUGUAAGACGUGCAUGAACAUGCAGGGUACCACUGUGAGCCUGAAGCUGAAUGGCCAGGUGAGCCUCAGCAUGGGCAAUGCCUUCUUGGGCCUCAGCAUCUUCCAGAAGGCUUUGGAGUGCUUUGAGAAAGCUUUACGCUACGCACACAACAACGAUGACAAGAUGUUGGAGUGUCGAGUCUGCUGCAGCCUCGGGAACUUCUACACCCAAAUAAAGGACUACGAGAAAGCCUUGUUCUUCCCAUGUAAAGCAGCUGAACUGGUGAAUGAUUAUGGAAAGGGCUGGAGCUUGAAGUACCGUGCAAUGAGCCAAUAUCACAUGGCAGUGGCCUAUCGGAAGCUGGGGCGCUUGGCAGAUGCUAUGGACUGCUGUGAGGAGUCCAUGAAGAUUGCCCUGCAGCAUGGUGACCGGCCUCUGCAAGCACUGUGUCUGCUGUGCUUUGCAGAUAUCCACCGCAGUCGCAAAGACAUUCAGACAGCCUUUCCUCGGUACGAUUCCUCCAUGAGCAUCAUGACAGAGAUUGGAAACCGCCUGGGCCUGGUCCAGGUGCUGCUAGGAAUGACUAAGUGCUGGAUGAUGCAGAAGGAGCUGGACAAGGCACUAGAGGAAAGUCUGCCCUGGUGGUCAGGGGCCUUAUGCCCCAAAUAUGGCCUCAAAUGUCACAGCCCUGGAUACUCACCCAGGCCUGUUUCUCAACUUGCAAGUCACAGCUUCCAUUUCUCAUGCUACUCAUCCCAAUAUCAGGCUCUAGAAAGCAUUGAAAAGGCACAGGAGCUGGCAGAGGGACUAGGGAACAAGCUUGGCCUGCUGAAACUCCACUGCCUGUGUGAAAGGAUCUAUCGCACAAAGGGGCAGCAGCGAGAAUUGCGUGACCAUGUAGUGAAGUUCCAUGAAUGUGUGGAGGAGAUGGAGCUGUACUGUGGCAUGUGUGGAGAGUCCAUUGGGGAGAAGAACAACCAGCUCCAGGCACUGCCCUGCUCCCACUUCUUCCACUUCAAGUGCCUCCAGACCAACGGGACCCGCGGCUGCCCCAACUGCCGCCGCUCCUCGGUGAAGCCCGGCUACGUCUGACAGCCCGCGGGGGGUGCUCGGCCCUUCGGGACGCGCCUGGCGGCGGCGGGGACGGGGUGGGAAGCGGCUUCGCCUCAUCCCGGCUCGCUUCUCUGUACCGGGAUUGACUGCAAUAAACGGCACCGACGGGAAGGAGUCCCCGCU
This is a messenger RNA of Cuculus canorus (common cuckoo), 4317 nucleotides long. It is a transcript of the gene RAPSN, whose product is annotated as receptor associated protein of the synapse. Lineage: Eukaryota; Metazoa; Chordata; Aves; Cuculiformes; Cuculidae. The transcript is spliced from 10 exons. The record is from RefSeq and is a predicted model, not a curated record. Gene Ontology annotation, cellular component: synapse. Bases 2764 to 4173 code for a protein of 469 amino acids. Gene Ontology annotation, biological process: chemical synaptic transmission. Gene Ontology annotation, molecular function: protein-membrane adaptor activity; acetylcholine receptor binding.